Molecule: messenger RNA, 1414 nt
Organism: Glycine soja
Lineage: Eukaryota; Viridiplantae; Streptophyta; Magnoliopsida; Fabales; Fabaceae
Exons: 2
Coding region: 371-1192 (273 amino acids)
Source: RefSeq, a predicted model, not a curated record
AAGAAUCCUAAUUCCUAGCGUAGAGGCUAAUCUGCUUUGUGGGGGCCAUUGCACCCUUCCCCAAAUUGUUAUUUUCAAGUUGGAUAAACACACACUCAAUUCAUGUGCAAAUGGCAUGUGAUCUCAGCCUUUAUAUUUCAAGAGCAACAAGACACUGAAAUGGUGGCACUUUUUCUUGUGUUAUAUUUGUGUGCUACUGCUAGCACUCAUGAAAUGAAAUUCCAUGCAAAACUCCACAAAAGCCAACUUCUUUUAUUCGACAAAUCAACACCCAGUUUUCAAAAUUCCAUUUUGUUUUCCCUUUCUUUUUUCCUAUAUAAACCAAGCUUUAAUUUCCUUCUGAAUUAAUACUCCUUGAUCUGGUGUGAAGAUGGACACCAAUGACUGGGAAUUCCUUUCUUAUGAUAGCCUUUAUGAUGCGUCCUUAGAUUCAAAAAGUGUUCUUGAUUUGGAUGACUAUGACUUGUGCACCUCACCAAAAUUCAAGAAAGCCUCAGAAGCAUCAAGGAAUUUUCAUCCAAGGGAACCAAAACAGGUUAUCCAUAUUCCAAUUCAAUUGGAACCAAGAAUUGGGAAGGCCCCAGAUGAAGGGCUAGUGGAACAAAACACUAAGGAUCAUCAUGUUGAGGUCCCUCUUGUCCCAUCAUCACCAACUACCAUUGAGAAAAUCAAAGGAGGGAUUUUGGAAGCUGAUUAUGACACUGUUGCACACCUUUUCUCCAAGAUCAAGGAAAUUGAGUCUCCAAGGUCUAUUGGUAGAGGAUUGUUGUUCCCUUCACCUGAUAUAGGUGCUUUGAAAUUUGAGGACAAAGGUGGUGAGGCACAAGAGAUCAUCAUGGCCUCUCCAAGAAUGAAGAUUGAGAAAGAAAUUGCUACUAUUAUGGACUGUGGCAAAGAAGUGGGGGACUCUAGUGGUGGUUUCAACUUUUGGAAGUGGAGCUUGAAUGGUGUUGGGGCUAUAUGUUCUUUUGGAUUUGCUGCUGCCACAAUCUGUGUCCUAAUUCUUGGAAGCCAGCAAAGGAACAACAAAAUCCAGCAGGAUCAGAAGAUUCGGUUCCAGAUCUAUACUGAUGACAAGAGGAUUAAGCAAGUGGUUCAUGCAACCAAAUUGAAUGAAGCAAUGGCAGCAGCGAGUGGUGUUCCUCUGAGUAGAGCUCGCAUAACCUGUGGUGGUUACUAUGAUGGCCUUUGAUUGAGGCAUUGAUUAAGGAAGUUUGGGAUAGUGCAAUCGGUCAACUAUAUUAUUCUAGAUCUAUCAUAUAGUUUUCCUUUUCUUUUCUUGUAAACAAAAUAAUGAGGAUGGUGUCUUGUAAACUAAUUAAGCUACAGAUUAGGGGCUCUUUUAAGAAUUAUAGAUUUAUAGUACUAUUAUUUUAUCGAUAUGGUUUUGGAGGAUAAAAAAGUUUUUCUGGAA